Messenger RNA from Oldenlandia corymbosa var. corymbosa, 720 nucleotides. Lineage: Eukaryota; Viridiplantae; Streptophyta; Magnoliopsida; Gentianales; Rubiaceae. The record is from the annotation of a GenBank genome assembly.
AUGAUUUUUACCCUGGGCGUGGAGCUGGAACCACAACGCUGGGUUUCAUUUUCAACAAUAAAGGGGUUAUUGUUAGCCCUCGAUCAUUCAAGGAGGAAACAACGACGUGGAAAUCGUAUUAUUUCUAGUCGAUCUGAUGCAUUUCCACCAAAUGUUGUUGUACUCAGCUCGCACCUGCUUGCUGCCUUUUCUGGGGGGAGGAAAGCUUCGCGCAAGUAUUUGCUGAAACAUCUGCCAAAGAAGUGCCAUGAUCAUGAACUCGAGGAGGGGAGAAAAGCUUCUGCCGCUGAAGCAUCCAACUGGCUGGCUGAGUUUUUGUCCCUUCAUCCUGACAGCGAUGACAGUCUCUCACUGGGUGGGACAAUGAGUCGGCCAUCUUAUGAUAUCAAUGAUAUCUCUGUGGAUAAAGCCAUAGAGUUAGCCAAACGUACACUUGGUCUUGGUGUAUAUUUCGCACAUGAAAGUCUUGAAUGUGUCAGUGGAGAAGCCGGGUAUAGACGGGUGGUCUCGAACGAUGAUAUAGUAAUAUUGGAAAACCAAUACUUGAGGGAAGUUGGGCUACGAAGGGAGAAUUUGCGUAGCUACACCAAAUCUCGGGCUCACUGUAUGGAAUCAAGGCGGAAGUUCCACAAAUUCAGCACUCGUGUGGAAGCUUCAACGAGGUCCGCUGAAUUGCAACAGGUGUCUGAUGAUGAUGAUGAUGAUGAUGAGUAUGUAUGA